Molecule: messenger RNA, 2820 nt
Organism: Magnolia sinica
Lineage: Eukaryota; Viridiplantae; Streptophyta; Magnoliopsida; Magnoliales; Magnoliaceae
Product: protein NEDD1
Exons: 11
Coding region: 186-2558 (790 amino acids)
Biological process (GO): cell plate assembly; positive regulation of cytokinesis; regulation of mitotic spindle organization
Cellular component (GO): kinetochore microtubule
Molecular function (GO): protein binding; gamma-tubulin complex binding
Source: RefSeq, a predicted model, not a curated record
AAAAGAAAAAAGAAACGACAGAAACCGAGAGUGAGAGCGGCAGAGUCGGAGAUACGAGAGGAAGAAAAGCUCGUACAUGUGACUGGUGGAAUGACUGCUGCGCGUACGAGUCCAUUUCGAGAAAGGAUCUCGUCGACGGUCGGAUUUUGCCUUAAGGAGACGGGAAUUGCACAGGUGAGGUGACGAUGAUGAACUUAAUGGAUCCCUCGACUGCCCUUUUGGCUGCUUGUGGAGGCGACACCGUGAAGCUUUUCGAUGUUUCAGAGGGGACGGGUAGCAGCGAUCCCUGCACCUUGAGCUACGUGCCGUCGCCUGGUUUCCAAGUGAACUCUGUCAAAUGGAAUCACACUAAUUUAGUUGUUGCAAGUGCAGGAGAUGACAAGAAGAUUUCACUAUGGCGGAAAAAUGGGCAGAGUAUGGGAACAGUCCCGACUUCUGGGAGUGAUGUUGGAGACAACAUUGAUGAAUCCAUAUUAGCUAUCAGCUUUAGCAACAAAGGUUCUAGGUAUCUUUGUUCUGGAGGUAGCAGUCAAAUUGUAAGAGUAUGGGAUCUGCAGAGGAAGCGCUGCAUCAAGUGGCUGAAAGGUCACACAGAUACAGUCACUGGUGUAAUGUAUAAUUGCAAAGAUGAGCAUUUGGCAUCAAUUAGUCUGAAGGGCGAUCUUAUCCUUCAUAACCUGGCUUCUGGAACACGGGCUGCUGAACUCAAGGACCCAAAUGAACAGGUAUUAAGAGUGCUUGAUUAUUCUCGAAUUAGCCGGCACGUUUUGGUGACAGCAGGUGACAAUGGAUCUGUACACAUGUGGGAUACCACGGGGCGAAGUCCAAAGGUUUCUUGGCUGAAGCAGCAUUCUGCACCAACAACUGGUGUUUGCUUCUCACCAUCAAAUGACAAGAUAAUUGCUAGUGUUGGUCUGGAUAAAAAGUUAUAUACUUUUGAUUCGGGGACUAGAAAAUCAACAUCCUGUAUUCCCUAUGAAGCUCCUUUCUCUUCACUGGCAUUUAGAGAUGAUGGUUGGACACUGGCUGCUGGAACGAGUAGUGGUCGUAUAGUAUUUUAUGAUGUUCGUGGAAAACCACAGCCUCUCACUGUUCUUCGUGCUUAUAGUUCUGAGGCUAUUACAAGUUUAUGCUGGCAAAGAUCAAAGCCCAUCAUUGUAAAUGAAAGUACUUGUACUGCUGAGAUUGCUCUGCUGGGUGGCACAGGGGAAGAAUCAAUCCUUAUGCCAGAUCCACUCCCUUCUUUGACAUCAUCAAGCCUUUCUUCAGCAACAGUGCUGGUUGGUUCCCGUAAUUCUGGUCGUUCAGUUUCUGUUGCUGAUGCAUCUCUGCUUACAACGACCAGCAGUGGGUCGAUAUCAACUACGUCAUACCUCUCGGCGGUGGAGGAAACUCCACAUCGUAACCUUUUGUGGAAAGGUGGGGCUUUGUCAAGGUUACACGCCCCACGUUCUAAUUACAACUUCAAUGAUGACAUGGAAGUGUUUUCACCACUGGUGGAAGUUCAGCCGAUUACACCCUCACUUGGCACUUGGUGGGAUGAGCAUGAAGAUGCAAAAAAUGACCAUGAUAGGAAGCCCUCAUCGUUGUUUCCUUCGUCGGCCAGGAGAUUUCCGUACACUGAAGAAGGGAGUAUGGAUCCUCAUCCAAUCUCACAUUGGAAAUCGAAUUCAACUUCCAAACAGGACGAUACUCCAUCUACUUUGUCACUGCCAAGUUCUAUGCCCAUUACUCCUCCUGAAGCUUGGGGUGGGGACGGAUUGUCUGACAAACUAUCUCAUCUCCGCCCAGCAGUUCCCAAGCAAUCACGCUUUAUGACCAGUGGCUUGUUAACAUCUGGCGCUUCUAGUUCCGUAUUCACAGGCUUGCAAGAUUCAUCUGCAUCCACAAGCCACACCAGUAUCAGCUCUCUAACACAUACAAUCACAAGUUCUACAAGCCUGCAUGGCAAAGACAUCUCCAACCACGAGACUCUUUCUGGUUUUCCAUUUAGUUCUACUUCUUCACCCUUUGGGACCAAAACGAUAGCAGGCCAGGCAAAUCUUGAAUUUCCAGGGUCAAUACAAUUGGCCCUCCCUAGAAAAUAUUCCAGCUACGCUGAGAGGAUGAGUACUGUUUCUUCCUCAGGUGAUGGAGCGAGCCAUGUGAUAGGUUCACCAAAACUAAAGAAGACCGGUGCGGAAAUACGGGAAGAGCUUGUUAAUAGCUUCUCGAGGUCGGAUACAUCGGCCACAGUGUCAAGGCUUCUUCCAACAACAAAUGGAGCUGUGUUGCAACCCCAAACCCAAAAGAGCUUAGCUCAGACGGAACAGCAGCAGGGAACCUCAUCAUUUAUGCUUCAGCUUGUUCAGCGCACGCUUGAAGAAACACUCACAUCCGUACAGAAAUCCAUCCACGAAGACAUGAGGAAUCUCCACAUCGAACUACUAAGACAAUUUCAUAUGCAGGAGACGGAAAUGUCAAGCUUGAUGACAUCGGUUCUAGAGAAGCAAGCCGAGCUGAUGAAGGAAGUGCAGUCGCUCCGAAAAGAGAACCAGCAACUUAGGCAGUUACUUUGAGCCUUGCCAAAAUUUCCAUCUGAUUCUGAUUCUUUUUGGAUUUGUUUCCUAGGAUCUGGCCAAAGUUUCAAUUACCGAAUUUUCGGAGCUCGAUUGGUUUGUGGUCAUUGAUCGCUUGAGUGUUUGAGUGGGAUCUGGCAUCUCUGAUUUAUUACUUUCGGUUGAUGUAGUGAUAGGAACCUGUUUCUUUCCUUUUUCACAUGUACAUAUCAUGCGUUUAUCUGGGUAUGGUUCUCAAGCUCUGUUGAUUUUGAUUUUCCCA